Camelina sativa (false flax) is the source of this 1415-nucleotide messenger RNA. Its product is annotated as serine/threonine-protein kinase ZRK1. Gene Ontology annotation, molecular function: protein serine/threonine kinase activity; ATP binding. The record is from RefSeq and is a predicted model, not a curated record. NCBI's taxonomy places the organism in Eukaryota, Viridiplantae, Streptophyta, Magnoliopsida, Brassicales, Brassicaceae. Gene Ontology annotation, biological process: protein phosphorylation; cell surface receptor signaling pathway. Gene Ontology annotation, cellular component: plasma membrane.
CCAAGAAAUUGAUUACUUUGUUUAAUGGAAUCAAUGGUGAAGAAGCUGAAGAAGAAUCUGACAUAUGGGUUUUUCGGAAGAAGUAAGGAAGAAAGGAGGUUCUUGGAGAACGGAAGCAUCUUCUUGAAAGAGCUCAUCGCCGAUUGUAACGGUAAAUCCAUUCCUUUACGCAGUUUUGCUUCUUCCCAGAUCUUGAAAGCCACCAAGAAUUUUGACUCCAGUUGUUUUGUCUCUGAGGGAGCAAUCUACAAGUGGUUUAAAGGUAUCAUAGAAGAUAAACACUACUUGAUCAAGAGAUUUCACGAGGAUAGAUUCAUAGAAAACGAAGUUAGAGAGCCUUACAAAGACGUAGUCUUGUCUGCUCGAAUGAGCAAUCACAGCAACUUUCUGAAACUAGUUGGAUGCUGCUUCGAGUUCAGUUUUCCGGUUUUUGUGUUUGAAUAUGCAGAACAUGGAGUUCUGAAUCAGCGAGGAUGUAUCACAAUUAACGGGGAAGAGUCUAUAUUGCCAUGGAGUGUACGGUUGAAGAUAGGAAAGGAGAUUGCAAACGCUGUGACUUAUCUUCACAUGGCAUUCCCUAAGAUCACUAUACAUAGAGACAUUACGCCAAGAAAUAUUUUCUUGGACAAGAAUUGGGCUGCAAAGUUGUCUGAUUUCUCGCUCUCCAUAACGCUCCCUGAGGGAAAAUCAAGAAUAGAAGCUACAAGGAUUGGGGGAUCCUACGGGUUCCUCGAUCCAUUACAUUAUGUCACAAAAUUUGUGACUGAAUACACUGAUAUCUACAGCUUUGGAGUUUGUUUGUUGGUUUUUCUCACUGGCAGACCGCCUUACGACCACGCAAAAUCUGAUGGGGUUAUCAAACAUAUUGCUGGCUGUGUGAAAGACUUAUAUGAGGAUGGGAAGCUCGAUGAAGUAAUUGAUCCAAUGAUGGCAAAGGACAUCACAAACGGCCAAAGAUUGCAAGUGGAAGCGUGUGUGAUGCUGGCUUUGAGAUGCUGCAAGGAGAGAGAUGAAGACAGACCAAAGAUGAUCCAAGUAGCUAAGGAACUCAAGCGGAUUGAGCGAAUAGAACCGUUACUAGAUGAUUCUAUGUCUAGAUUGUUAAAGCCAGAGAUGCUGGAAGAUGGGUCAAGUAUGGUCAAGUGGACAAAGAAAUUUGGAAUCAAGAUUGAGAUCAUGCUCAUACUAAGUUUCUGUAUCACUGGAUUUCUCAUUGCAUUACUUUUUGGGUAAAGUUUCAGAACAUGUAGAAUGGUUCUAAAGUUUCUGUAGGAGCUUUGGUGUUGAAGUAAGGAGGAGUGUGUUUCUAAGCUCAAAUCCUAUAAGCAUAUAUAUUUGAGAUUUUGGCUUCAAUGCUUUCUUUUUAAACCGAAUUCAAUAUUAGUAGGAUUCAAAAUUGCAGUCUUUCUGCUUCA